UGUCAACACCAUUAUAUACCCACUUGAAUAUGUGGUGGGCCUAGUGCAAUUAAUGAGGAAGUGAAAAUAGUGUUUACUUCUUUGCUAGGAAUAUCAGGUUGCUUAUAUAUAUAUAUGGGUCACAUAAAAAUUCUUUUUUGCCUUUCUUGGGGUGAUUGUUUUGUAUUGUCUCUAUGAGUUUUAAACUGUGGACCAUUGUUUUGUAUUAGGUUGCAUUUACUCCGUUUGUGUAAAACAUGCAACAUUUACAGCCCUUACAUGCUUUUAAACAAAGCAAAAAGCACCGAAUAAAGUAGGUUCUGACUCUGCAUGCUUUCUUGCUCUUGGGGGUGGUAUUAAAGGCAUACUUUUAUAGCAUGUCAUUGUUUGAACACAGGACCAGUGUGCGAUGUGGGGCUGCUGCUUUAUUCAUCUUUUUUUAUUUUUAUUUAUCUCUUAUUGAUUUUUCGGAAAGGGUCUUCUACCUUCCUAGUUUCUAGUGGAAGAUAAAUUUUGGUGUCUUGGGUUUAAAUCAAUUGCCUUUUAGUUAAAUAGUCACGGUUGUAGUGAGUUGGCUCCUUUAUGAUAAUGUGGGCUCAAGACUUCCAAGGUCAUAAAUGUACAUGGCCAUUGUGAAUUUCUUUCUCCCUCUAUAUCUCCUCUUACCUAAUUAUGGUUUGAAGGAGGUUGAGGCUGGAUGUGGGAAUAUAAAAGCCUAACUGCCAUUUACUUGAAACUACUCCAUUUGCUUCUUAUAGUGCUUGUAGAGAGGGAUAGUGAAAUGUUGAAGAAUGUUUUCUCAUUGUCAUUUCUCUACUGUUAAUAAAAGUUGGCAAGUGCUAAAUUGCUAAAAAGCAGGUGAGACUUUUUUAGCCAACAAAUCCUUCACAGUAUUUCAUCGUUUGCUAUCUUCAAGCAUAUCAAAUGCCAAGAUCAAGGGGGUCAGAGUUGCCUCAAAGGCAGUCUCCACGAGGUGCACAUCAACAUCGGACAUCAAGUUCUGACUCUGAUCCAUUGCAUCAUCGGCCGAUUGCUGACCGAAGUCCAAAGCUAGGAGAUCGGCGUUCCCCCAGAGGUACUCAAUCUGAGGGAUUAAAUCAGAAGAAGCUAGGAACUCGCAUUGCAGAUUUGGAAUCUCAGCUUGGUCAAGCACAAGUAGAGUUGAAAGUUUUAAAGGACCAGCUAGCUUCUGCUGAAGCCGCAAAGAAAGAAGCUCAAGAUGAGCUAGUGAAGAAAGCUGUGCAAUCAGUAGUGCCAGUGGUAGAGAAGCUCCAAGAGAAAUCCACUUCCAAGAAUGCUCCAGAGACUAAUAAAACUGAAAGCAAAUCCCAAGAUAUUAUACCUGAUGACAACCAACAAGAGACUGAUGUGUUUGAAGUUCCAAUUGAGAAGUUGACAAUUGAAUUCAGCAAACCUGCUGAUCAAUCAGAAAAGGAAACUCAACCAUCUGAAGACUCUAACGCACCAGCAAUAUCAAAGCCUUCUGUGGAUGAACACGAACUAACACUAAAGAAUGACGAAAUUGCAUUGUUGAAAACCGGUUUGGAAGAGAAAGGAAAGGAGUUAGAGUCCAUGACUAACGAAAAGGAGAAUCUGAAGAACCAACUGAAUGAAGCAGUUUCAAAAGUGUCUGCUGCUCAAACCAAGGAAGAAGAAAUGACCUUGCAGUUGAACCAACUGAGAGAAGAGUUGGAAGCCAGUAAAGCCAAUGGAGACAAGUUGGAUGAGAAGUUGAAAUCUAUGGAAGCAAGAAAGGAGGGGUUGGAGUCAGAGAUGAAGAAGCUAAGGGUGCAAACUGAGCAAUGGAGAAAAGCAGCAGAUGCUGCAGCAGCAGUGCUUGCUGGGGGUGUGGAUAUGAGUGCAAGGAUUCCUGAAAGGUGUGGCUCCAUGGAUAAGCACUUUGGUGGCACAUUUGAGACACCUGCUGGUAGAUACAAUGGCUAUGUGGGGUCUCCCGGUAUGGCUGAUGUCUUGGAUGAUGGUUUUGGAGGUGGUAAGAGGAAGGGUUCUGGGAUUAGAAUGUUUGGUGAUUUAUGGAAAAAGAAGAGCCAAAAGUGAUUUAUGGCUUAUAUAUUCAGUGAGUGAAUUAGUAGUACUUUAACUAAGGUCAUGUUUUGAUGGUAGCAGAAACUUCCAAAGCAGUUGCUUACUGUUUUGCAUCUUUCUGGUAUCUUUAGUCUUUUGUGGUAUUAUUAAGGCCAUUAAGCGUGUAGUGUUACUGUUGCAUCAUCUGUGCAAGGUAGUGAUGUGAACUUUUUGAAAGAUGGAUUAUAUAUUUCACUUCUCCUAAAGCUGUGAUGAGCACUUUUACUUGUUUUUAGGCA
Glycine soja is the source of this 2303-nucleotide messenger RNA. RefSeq names its product interactor of constitutive active ROPs 4-like. The transcript has 3 exons. The record is from RefSeq and is a predicted model, not a curated record. Bases 904 to 2037 code for a protein of 377 amino acids. NCBI's taxonomy places the organism in Eukaryota, Viridiplantae, Streptophyta, Magnoliopsida, Fabales, Fabaceae.